UGCACCGUUAGUCUAGGAGGAGUUGCUUUGUAUUUUGGCUUUUGCCUUCAAAAUGAGUAAAGUGUAUUUUUCCUCAUAUUUACUUAAUUGUAGUUUUCUGAUAUCAGUAGCUUUUUAUAUGGAUGCCAUAUUAACGGGUUUUAUUCUCAGACAUAGCUAUAGUGCUGGGGUUAUCUAGCUAGAUAGGUAGCUUGCUUAUCUUGCUGGCUAAUUAAGCUAACGUUCGUUAGCUAGUUAGCGAACACUUGUUUGUAAUGAAAUGGGUACGAUAACAUAAUUAGUUUUUUUAGAUGGGAUGCGGGAAGCUUUUUUUAACCUCUUCAGAGUGUGAAUAGAACGCCUUGUCACCAUGCCAACUGUGGUUCUUAUGGACGCGUCCCUGUCCAUGACACGGCCCGUGUCCCUGGAGGGCAGUGAGGAGUUCCAGAGGAAGAACCUGGCCGUUCAUGGACUAACCAUGCUGUUUGAACAUAUGGCCAUGAAUUACAGACUAGAGUUCACUGCACUUGUUGCUUUUUCCUCGCUCUGGGAGCUUAUGGUUCCGUUCACGAGAGACUACAAUGCUCUUCAGGAGGCCUUGAGUAACCUGGAAGACUUUGAUAAGACGUGUCUGGAGCUUGCCCUUCAGGGAGUCAGCACCAUCAUGCAGCAGGAGUGGGGCAGUGCCUGCCCUUGCCAGUUGGUGCUGGUCACUGACGGAGCUCUAGGCAUCGGCCGUGGUUCUCUACGUCACUCCCUGGCCACUCUGAAGCAACGUGGAGAGGACAAGAAGUUCCCCUUACCCUUCCCUUUCCCCUGCAAGCUCUACAUCAUGUGCAUCAGCAAUGCUGAGGAGCUCCAAACCACAGAUGCCAUGGACAACUUGGAGCAGCUUCUGAUAUUAAGCGGUGGAGAGGGCCAGAUUUUUACUAUGGAGGGGCCACUGUGUUUAAAGAGUGUUCAAGCAAUGUUUGGGAAGCUGAUUGAGCAGGCGUACAUGCCUUUCCAUGCAGUCCUGCGCUGUGGUCACUUGACCUCUGAUGUGCAGGUGUUCCCCAGACCAGAGCCUGUCAUGAUAGACGAAGAGGUCGAUCCGGUACCAAAACAUGUGCUCACAGAGCUGGAGAUAGUGGGAUUCAUUGAGAUUGCAGACAUAGCCAGUCCGCCUGUCCUGUCCAGACAUCUGGUCCUCCCCAUAGCUGUUAACAAAGAAGCAGAUGAAGUGGGAGCAGGGACUACUGAUGAAAUGGAAGAGGACACAUCUACCAAUCAAAUGGCAGGAAAAAGCCCGAAUUUCUGUGUGCUCCUGCAUGGCAGUCUUAAAGUGGAAGGCAUGGUGGCCCUUGUGCAGCUGGGGCCUGACUGGUAUGGGAUGCUCUACUCCCAGGCAGACAGUAAGAAGAAGUCAAAUCUGAUGAUGUCACUGUUUGAGCCAGGCCCAGAACCUCUGCCAUGGCUGGGGAAGGUCUCUCAGCUCGGACCUAUCUCAGAUGCUCCAGAGAAUCCUUAUGGGGAAGAUGACAGCAAAAGCCCGUUCCCUGUGCAGCCUAAAAGCAAACGCAGCUACGCCCAGAACGUCACCGUUUGGAUCAAAGCCAGUGGACUCCAGACGGACGUGCAGAAAAUUCUCCGAAACGCAAGAAAACUUCCAGAAAAAACGCAAACUUUCUACAAGGAGCUGAAUCGUCUGCGAAAAGCCGCUCUGGCUUUUGGGUUUUGGGAGCUGUUGAAAGGCGUGGCUGAGCUACUGGAGAGGGAGUGCACCCUGCUGCCUGACUCUGCCCACCCUGAUGCUGCCUUCCAGCUGUCCCAUGCUGCCCAACAACUCAAGCUGGCCAGUACGGGAGACUCCCAGUAUGCUGCCUUUGAACACAACAUUACCCCCAUGCUCACGGACUUCUCAGGGGGAGGUGGAGGUUCCGACAGACUGUAGUGUGGGUGGGAGCAGAACUGGACUGAAAUUUUCACUGUGACAUUGGAAACUGCUUUUCUCCUCCCUGGCCCUUCAACACUGAAGGUUUCAAUAACUCAGUGGACUACUGUUUGGCAUUUCCCAAGUGAAGUUCACAAAUCUUUGUAAAAUAUAAGGAAUUACAAACUCUGAUGUGUGAGUGAAGUGUGUCAGGACAUGCAUUUGUUCUACUCCUUUAAAGUACGUCCUGCCUGCUUUUAGAAUUUGAAAUUAAUCUGAAGGCCACUUAAAUAUUCUUUUUCCAAGUUUUUUUUUUAAUGUAAAUAAUUUUCUACCAGUGACUUAAAGGAAAUAAAUUUCAAUUUGUAAUGUUGA
Molecule: messenger RNA, 2266 nt
Organism: Electrophorus electricus (electric eel)
Lineage: Eukaryota; Metazoa; Chordata; Actinopteri; Gymnotiformes; Gymnotidae
Source: RefSeq, a predicted model, not a curated record